Molecule: messenger RNA, 1572 nt
Organism: Oncorhynchus gorbuscha (pink salmon)
Lineage: Eukaryota; Metazoa; Chordata; Actinopteri; Salmoniformes; Salmonidae
Product: protrudin-like
Exons: 14
Coding region: 311-1534 (407 amino acids)
Biological process (GO): endoplasmic reticulum tubular network formation; protein localization to plasma membrane; neuron projection development
Cellular component (GO): endoplasmic reticulum tubular network; growth cone membrane
Source: RefSeq, a predicted model, not a curated record
GCGUUCUAUUGGCCAGUCGGAUUUUUAUUGCGGAAGUGGUUACUUUUCUCUUGCAGUUGGCAGGCAGGCAUUAUUUGCUUAAAACAAAUACUUUCCCAAACAUGUAUACAACACAAAACAUCGUCAACUCAAUAACAUCGACUUGAGAUGCGAAAACAAUUGAUUGACUUCAUAACAAGAAGACUGUGAAGACUGUCUACACGGGCGUGUGUGACGCGUCUCUUCCUACAUUCAUCGUGUUGACGAUCGAGAAUCGCUUUCCUAUUCGCUAACUACGGAUUUUUGACACUUUGCCCGCUAGUCGGUCGGGAUGAAGCCUGGAGUAGGUGCAUGUCAGGACCCCUGUCAGGGUGGUCCGGGGGUGGGUGACAGGGGGAACGACACCCUGGUGUCUCUACCCCCUAAAGACACCUCUGGCUCACCCGCGGGGUCACCUUCAGAGUUGGGAAGCCCUGGCACCCGCCAGGUCGCGACCUUUGACCUGCUCAAGAUGGUGGUGUCUUACAAGAGGAUGGCCCUGUUUCUGGAGCCGGUCACUGACACGUUGGAGCUGGCCCGCUACCUACUGGGGUGGAGGAUGCCUCUGUGCUCACUACUGGUCUGUGUACUGCUCAACAUCCUCUUCCUCACUCUGAGUGAAGUGGGGUGGUUCUCUGUGUGUGUUCUGGGGGUGUCUGCCCCGGCUGCCCUGGGUUACCUGCAGGACAGGUGUGGGGGCGGGGCGUCGGAGGCGGAGCAACAGAAGAGGCGGUGCCACGCGGUGCAUCGUAAGGACCUCCAGAACGUUCAGCUCACCAGACAGGACGCCAUGCUGGAAGUCAAGGACCUGUUAAAGCAGCUAGAUGACCUGUUGUCUCAUGCCUGCCUGUCUGCUGAGUCCGUCUACAAGCUCCUGUACUGGGAGAGCCACUCUGAGUCCUCUAGGUUCUACGGUGGCCUGUUAGUUGUAUUGAUGCUGCUGUAUUCUGUCCCUGUGGGCUGGGUGCUGGCCUGUCUCACUACUGCACUCUUCCUGUGGAACCGAGACUUCUGCAGGGUUGUGUUGGACCUAAGGGAGGUGGUCCAGUCUGGCCAGAACCCAUCCUCAGGAGGAGAGAUUGACCUCACAGAACCGGACCACAGCAGCCUGGACCGGACUCCCACUGCUACCAGCUUAGAGGACCUGUCCCCGGGCAGCGUAGAGGAGGCUGAGGAGGCAGAGCCUGAUGAUGAGUUCAAAGAUGCCAUCGAGUUGACUCAGGAGCCCCCUAUCUCCCUGCAGGACUAUCUCAGACAGUUCAGUGUUACACGACGUCAUGACCGAGGUCAAAGACCUGAGACUCCCUUGGCUUUAGUGGAGGAUGAUGACAUAAGUUCAGAUUUGGACACCAUCUCCAUCACCUCAGACAACGGUCUGCUGAGCCGCAACGAGCCAAUCCGCAGUAAGGUGUCCAAACUGACGGAGAAGCUACGCAAACGCUACCCCACCAACAACACAGGUAACUGUUCCAGCUGCAGUGCAGUCUUCUCAGUGGUGAAGAGAAGGCGGAGCUGACAUCAGUAACUGUGGCAACAGCUUCUGCUCCAGAUGCU